AUGGGAGUUAGAUCAAGUUCAAAAGAGAUGCACCAAAAAGAUCACGGUAGCUCCCCGUAUGGAUACGGAUACAGUUUAGCAAGUAGUGGUACUAACUUGGUUAGUUCUCUAAUGAAAUCAUGGAGAAUUUCAUCAGCCAGUUCACCGAAAUCGAAUAGUAGUUAUACGGGAGACGGUAAUUUCGAUGCUAUGGCGAAGCAACAGACGACGGCUAUAAAAAAUUCAUCGUCCUCAUCGUCAUAUUCACCCUUAAAGUACUCAACGCCAAUUUCUUCGUCUGGUGGUGGUAGUGCUAGUAGCAGAAGAACAAGUACGGAUUCUUCAAAGCCAUACACAUCUGCCAACAAGUACAACCCCUCUUAUUAUAGAGACAGCGGAGGUGGGAGCGGUAGUGGUAGUGGCAGUAGCAGAAAAAGUGAUAAAUAUUUUAAGGACUUAGAUGAAGAUUGGAGUGCUGUUAUUGAUGAUUACAACAUGCCUAUCCCCAUAAUUACCAACGGCGGUGUGGCUUCGCCUGCCACGCCGAAGGUGACAAGAUCAUCAAGUGUUAAGACUACGCCAACCUCUUCCACAACGGCGAUGGCAAAUCAAAAUGCAAGCUCUACGUUUUCAUACCCACAGCUACCCCAAUUACAAAAAACUCUGACCACAGAUCUGAGAUCACAGUUAGAAGUGGAGAACGAGAGAGAAGCACAGGAGUUAACUUCGAUGCUUCAAAGGAUGGCAAAAUUUGAUUGUAUCUUGAAGAAUAAACACAUUAUCAACCAGCAGGAACUUAGGCAAAUAAGUUGGAACGGGAUCCCCAAACCUCAAAGACCUGUAGUAUGGAAGCUCUUAAUUGGAUAUUUGCCUGCAAAUACAAAGAGACAAGAAUCUCUGUUGAAAAGAAAGAGACAGGAGUAUCAUGAUGGCCUGGAUCAUGUUUUCUCAGAACAGCACUCUAGGGACGUACCGACGUGGCAUCAGAUAGAAAUUGACGUUCCCAGAACCAACCCCCACAUACCAUUGUACCAAUUUAAAUCGGUACAAAGAUCCUUACAGAGAAUUUUGUACCUUUGGGCCAUUAGACAUCCGGCAAGUGGGUAUGUACAAGGUAUUAACGAUCUAUUGACACCUUUUUUCCAAACUUUCCUUACAGAAUAUUUACCACAGUCUCAGAUAGAUGAUGUGGAGAAAUUGGAUCCGGAAUCGUAUUUGACAGAGUCACAAUUAAAUGAUGUGGAGGCCGAUACGUUUUGGUGCUUAACAAAACUGCUGGAACAGAUUACAGAUAACUAUAUUCAUGGACAACCAGGAAUUUUAAAACAGGUCAAAAAUUUGAGCCAAUUAGUAAAACGUAUCGAUCGGGAUCUUUUCAACCAUUUCCAAUCCGAACAGGUAGAGUUCAUUCAAUUUGCAUUUAGAUGGAUGAAUUGUCUCUUAAUGAGAGAAUUUCAGAUGAGUACAGUGAUUAGAAUGUGGGAUACUUACUUAUCAGAAACUUCUCUAGAGACGUCAUCAUCGGCUGCAGCUAUGAUGUCUGAUACAGGACCACCACGAACACCAACGGAGCCGGCAUCCAUGACUUUUCAAUCUUUUACAUCACCUAGUACAACUUCAAAAGGUUCAAGUGAAGAUUUACCAAGAUUAAGACGUUCUUCCUUGAAUGAAUUUCACGUAUUCGUAUGUGCAGCAUUUCUGAUAAGGUGGAGUGACCAACUAAUUGAUAUGGACUUCCAAAACAUCAUUACUUUUUUGCAGAAUCCACCAACCAGAAAUUGGAAAGAGACUGACAUCGAAAUGUUACUGAGCGAAGCAUAUAUCUGGCAAUCUCUUUAUAAAGACGCAACUUCCCAUUGGCAGUAG
This is a messenger RNA of Zygosaccharomyces rouxii, 1845 nucleotides long. It is a transcript of the gene GYP1, whose product is annotated as GTPase-activating protein GYP1. The record is from RefSeq and is a predicted model, not a curated record. NCBI's taxonomy places the organism in Eukaryota, Fungi, Ascomycota, Saccharomycetes, Saccharomycetales, Saccharomycetaceae. Gene Ontology annotation, molecular function: GTPase activator activity. The coding region runs from base 1 to 1845 and encodes 614 amino acids. Gene Ontology annotation, cellular component: Golgi apparatus. Gene Ontology annotation, biological process: activation of GTPase activity. The transcript has a single exon.